GGGUUACCAACGCCCCAAACCAGAAUCCAGGACAGGGCCAGGACCAGUGCUUGGGAAGGGAAAUAAAAUAUCUGCAAGUAGAAGGUUGGGAGACGGUGCUAGGACAACACCCUAGAAAGUGAAGGAUCCAACAGCUUAAAGCCCCGGGCUCAGCCCCGAACCACCGGCGCUCUGACAUCCUCAACAAAGAUGGCGGCCACGGCUUCGGGCGUCAGAGCUGCCAUGCGCGGUGGGUCAUACCACCGGGUCCAGGGCGUCGGGGCGAGGGUGGAGCGAACCAUCGAGGCGGCCGGGAGCCAUGUUGGAGCGGCGGGAGGCGGCAGCAGCGUCGGGGAUGCUGUGGUGGGGGCGGCAAAAGCCGGGACCUCUCACCAAAGGGGUCUUGGCCGCGGAAUAGAUGGUGCUCAGGGGGCGGCGGCGCGGAGCGACAGGCCGAGGGGCGGGGGGCCGGGGUGGGGGCAGGGGCCCUGGAGGGGGUCCGAGCGGUGGGGCGGGCCUAAGGACCGGACUGGGGUGGGGGGCUGUGGAGGCUGUGCGGGGAGGUGGAGGGUGAUGGCGAGGCGGCCGCCGUGGCAGGGUCUCGGGAAACCAUCGACGACGGUACUCUUGCUCCUUCUCUCUUUGUUCCCCCUCAGCCGGGAGGAGCUGAGGGGCGGCGGGGACCAGGGCUGGGACCAGGGGGUAAAUCUGCCCAGGGCGCAGAUCGGCGGUGGAGCCUUAGCUCUUUGUCCCGAGCCGCCCGGGGUCCGGGAGGAUGAGGGGCCUGGCCCGGGAGUCGGGGAACCUGUUUCCAUGCCACUCCGAGGGGAAAGGCAAAGCGCCCAGAGCACUCCAGGGUCCCGUGGACAGCCGAACGCAGAACUGGCCACCGAGCACGGGGUCCAAGCAUUAAGCAGCCGUGCACGAGAGACGGGACAGGAGCCAGGGUCUCUGUUAUGCUGGCGCCCAGAAGUCUCCUCCUGCCGGAGGACAGGACCCUUGCGAAGAGGUGGUGUGUCGCCAGAGGCUCUGUCCUUAGGGGUCCCAGGCCCAGGGAACAGCUUGCCCCUCCCUUCGGACUUUCUGGUUCAACCAGGUGGACCCAAGCCAGCGUUCUCCCAACAGAACUCUGCAAGAAGCGCCCGGAAAAGAGUAGGAACCACGCGCUGCUGCGGGGAACUGUGGGUGCCAGUGCGCAGGGGUCAGAGGGAGAGAGCUGCGCCAUCCCCAGCCGAGAGGACAGAUCUUUGGCCGGAAUUUCUGCCCUGGGCCGCGGGGUCUGGCCCGGCGCUAGAUUCAGCACCACGCACGGCUAGGACAGCUCCUUUGGUGGGUUCAGCACCCCCAAAACCUCGGACAGCUCCCGAGGCCCUGCCCCGGCGCAUGCGCUCCCGCGGGCUUCUCCGCCGCCACUUCCUCCCGCAGCGCCCCGGGCCGCGGACCCCGGGAGUCCCAGUGGAGGCCUGGAGGACACCCCUAGGGAGUCGGGCACGUCCCCGUCGCGCCACCAACCGUCACCCGCAGUUUCCCCAGUACAACUACCAGGCGCAGGUGCCCGAGAACGAGGCAGCAGGCACAGCGGUGCUACGAGUGGUGGCUCAGGACCCGGACGCGGGUGAGGCCGGGCGUCUGGUGUACUCAUUGGCCGCGCUCAUGAACAGCCGCUCCCUGGAGCUGUUCAGCAUCGACCCGCAGAGUGGCCUGAUCCGCACAGCCGCCGCUCUGGACCGCGAGAGCAUGGAGCGCCACUACCUGCGGGUGACGGCCCAGGACCAUGGUUCGCCGCGCCUCUCGGCCACCACCAUGGUGGCUGUGACCGUAGUCGACCGCAACGACCAUACUCCAGUGUUUGAGCAAACGCAGUACCGGGAGACGCUGCGCGAGAAUGUGGAGGAGGGCUACCCCAUCCUGCAGCUGCGUGCCACAGACGGUGACGCACCACCCAAUGCCAACCUGCGCUACCGCUUCGUGGGGCCACCCGCCACACGCACCACUGCUGCCUUCGAGAUUGAUCCACGCUCCGGCCUCAUCAGUACCAGUGGCCGGGUGGACCGCGAGCACAUGGAAAGCUACGAACUGGUGGUGGAGGCCAGCGACCAGGGCCAGGAACCUGGGCCUCGCUCAGCCACCGUGCGCGUGCACAUCACGGUGCUGGACGAGAAUGACAACGCGCCCCAGUUUAGCGAGAAGCGCUAUGUGGCCCAGGUGCGCGAGGACGUGCGCCCCCACACAGUGGUGCUCCGCGUCACGGCCACAGACCGGGACAAGGAUGCCAACGGACUGGUUCAUUACAAUAUCAUCAGCGGCAACAGCCGAGGCCACUUUGCUAUCGACAGCCUCACCGGUGAGAUUCAGGUGGUGGCGCCUCUGGACUUCGAGGCAGAGAGAGAGCAUGCCUUGCGCAUCCGGGCACAGGAUGCGGGUAGGCCACCACUGUCCAAUAACACGGGCUUGGUCAACAUCCAAGUGGUGGAUAUCAAUGACCACGCUCCCAUCUUCGUCAGCACGCCCUUCCAGGUGUCCGUUCUGGAGAAUGCGCCCCUGGGCCACUCGGUCAUCCACAUUCAGGCUGUGGAUGCAGAUCAUGGGGAAAAUGCUAGGCUGGAGUACUCGCUCACUGGUGUGGCAGCUGAUACACCUUUUGUGAUAAACAGUGCCACAGGCUGGGUGUCUGUGAGUGGCCCCCUGGACCGCGAGUCUGUGGAACAUUACUUCUUUGGGGUAGAGGCUCGUGACCAUGGCUCUCCUCCACUCUCUGCAUCGGCCAGCGUCACGGUGACUGUGCUGGAUGUUAACGACAACCGGCCUGAGUUCACUGUGAAGGAACACCACCUCCGACUGAAUGAGGAUGCAGCUGUGGGUACCAGCGUGCUCAGUGUGACUGCUGUGGACCGGGACGCCAACAGCGCCAUCAGCUACCAGAUCACAGGUGGCAACACCCGGAACCGUUUUGCCAUCAGCACCCAGGGGGGUGUGGGUCUAGUGACCCUGGCUCUCCCGCUGGACUACAAGCAGGAACGCUACUUCAAGCUGGUGCUGACGGCAUCUGACCGAGCCCUCCACGACCACUGCUCUGUGCACAUCAACAUCACAGAUGCCAACACUCACCGGCCUGUCUUUCAAAGCGCCCACUACUCAGUGAGCAUGAAUGAGGAUCGGCCAGUGGGUAGCACGGUCGUGGUUAUCAGCGCCUCUGACGAUGACGUGGGUGAGAAUGCUCGGAUCACUUACUUCUUGGAGGAUAACCUACCCCAGUUCCGCAUCGAUGCCACCUCGGGGGCCAUCACACUACAAGCUCCACUGGACUAUGAGGACCAAGUGACCUACACCCUGGCUAUCACAGCUCGAGACAAUGGCAUCCCUCAGAAGGCAGACACCACUUAUGUUGAGGUGAUGGUCAACGAUGUGAAUGACAACGCUCCACAGUUUGUGACCUCCCAUUACACCGGCUUGGUCUCUGAGGAUGCUCCGCCCUUUACCAGCGUCCUGCAGAUCUCAGCCACGGACCGGGAUGCUCACGCCAACGGUCGAGUCCAAUACACGUUCCAGAAUGGGGAAGAUGGGGAUGGAGAUUUUACCAUAGAGCCCACCUCUGGCAUCAUCCGAACAGUGAGGCGGCUGGACCGGGAGGCAGUGCCAGUGUAUGAGCUGACGGCAUAUGCGGUGGACCGCGGUGUGCCCCCGCUGAGGACACCAGUCAGCAUCCACGUGACCGUGCAGGAUGUGAAUGACAACGCACCUGUCUUCCCAGCAGAGGAGUUUGAGGUGCAGGUGAAGGAAAACAGCAUUGUGGGCUCAGUGGUGGCCCAGAUCACUGCGGUGGACCCUGACGAGGGUCCCAACGCCCACAUCAUGUACCAAAUAGUGGAGGGGAACAUUCCUGAGCUCUUCCAAAUGGACAUCUUCUCCGGGGAGCUGACAGCACUCAUUGACCUGGACUACGAAGCUCGCCAGGAAUACGUGAUUGUGGUGCAGGCCACGUCGGCUCCCCUGGUCAGCCGGGCCACUGUGCAUGUCCGCCUGGUUGACCAGAACGACAACAGCCCUGUGCUCAACAACUUCCAGAUCCUCUUCAACAACUAUGUGUCCAACCGCUCCGACACAUUCCCCUCGGGUGUCAUUGGCCGUAUCCCAGCCUAUGACCCCGAUGUCUCAGAUCACCUCUUCUACUCUUUCGAGCGUGGCAACGAGCUGCAGCUGCUGGUGGUCAACCAGACCAGUGGGGAGCUGCGACUCAGUCGGAAGCUGGACAACAACCGUCCGCUGGUGGCCUCCAUGUUGGUGACGGUCACAGACGGCCUGCACAGUGUGACAGCCCAGUGUGUGCUGCGCGUCGUCAUCAUCACCGAGGAGCUGCUGGCCAACAGCCUGACCGUGCGCCUGGAGAACAUGUGGCAGGAGCGCUUCCUGUCGCCACUCCUGGGCCACUUCCUCGAAGGUGUGGCCGCGGUGCUCGCCACGCCCGCGGAGGACGUCUUCAUCUUCAACAUCCAGAACGACACGGACGUGGGGGGCACAGUGCUCAACGUGAGCUUCUCGGCGCUGGCGCCGCGCGGGGCGGGCGCGGGCGCGGCGGGGCCGUGGUUCAGCUCCGAGGAGCUGCAGGAGCAGCUGUACGUGCGCCGCGCGGCGCUGGCGGCGCGCUCGCUGCUCGACGUGCUGCCCUUCGACGACAACGUGUGCCUGCGGGAGCCCUGCGAGAACUACAUGAAGUGCGUGUCGGUGCUCCGCUUCGACUCGUCCGCGCCCUUCCUGGCCUCGGCCUCCACGCUCUUCCGGCCUAUCCAGCCCAUCGCCGGCCUGCGCUGCCGCUGCCCGCCCGGCUUCACGGGCGACUUCUGCGAGACCGAGCUCGACCUCUGCUACUCCAACCCGUGUCGCAACGGCGGUGCCUGCGCGCGGCGUGAAGGCGGCUACACCUGCGUCUGCCGCCCGCGCUUCACGGGAGAAGACUGCGAGCUGGACACGGAGGCCGGGCGCUGCGUGCCAGGCGUCUGUCGCAACGGGGGCACCUGCACCGACGCGCCCCACGGCGGCUUCCGUUGCCAGUGCCCCGUGGGCGGCGCCUUCGAAGGCCCUCGCUGCGAGGUGGCAGCCCGCUCCUUCCCUCCGAGCUCCUUCGUCAUGUUUCGCGGCCUGCGGCAACGCUUCCACCUCACGCUGUCCCUCUCGUUCGCGACUGUGCAGCCGAGUGGGCUCCUCUUCUACAACGGCCGCCUGAACGAGAAGCACGACUUCUUGGCCCUGGAGCUGGUGGCUGGCCAAGUGCGGCUCACGUACUCCACGGGUGAGUCCAACACGGUGGUCAGCCCCACGGUUCCAGGGGGCCUGAGUGAUGGGCAGUGGCACACCGUGCACCUGAGAUACUACAACAAGCCCCGGACGGACGCCCUUGGGAGUGCUCAGGGUCCGUCUAAGGACAAAGUGGCGGUGCUGAGCGUGGACGACUGUGAUGUGGCGGUGGCACUGCAGUUCGGGGCUGAGAUUGGGAACUACUCAUGCGCGGCUGCUGGUGUGCAAACAAGCUCCAAGAAGUCCCUGGACCUGACAGGCCCGCUGCUCCUGGGAGGGGUCCCCAACCUCCCCGAGAACUUCCCCGUGUCCCACAAGGACUUCAUCGGCUGCAUGCGGGACCUGCACAUAGACGGCCGCCAGGUGGACAUGGCAGCCUUUGUGGCCAACAACGGUACCACAGCAGGCUGUCAGGCCAAGCUGCACUUCUGCGACUCAAGCCCCUGCAAGAACAGUGGCUUCUGCUCGGAGCGCUGGGGCGGCUUCAGCUGUGACUGCCCUGUGGGUUUUGGUGGCAAAGACUGUCGGCUCACCAUGGCCCAUCCCCACCAUUUCCGGGGCAACGGCACACUAAGCUGGGACUUUGGAGGUGACGUGGUUGUGUCUGUACCCUGGUACCUGGGACUGGCGUUUCGGACACGCGCCACGCAAGGGGUCCUGUUGUCAGUGCAGGCUGGGCAGCACAGUACACUUCUCUGCCAGCUAGAUCGGGGGCUGCUGUCCGUGACUGUGAGCCAGGGCUCGGGCCUUGCCGCCCAUCUCCUCCUGGACCAGGUGACCGUCAGUGAUGGCCGGUGGCAUGAUCUGCGGCUGGAGUUGCAGGAAGAGCCAGGUGGUCGGCGGGGCCAUCAUGUCCUCAUGAUCUCACUGGACUUUAGCCUCUUCCAGGACACCCUGGCAGUGGGGAGUGAGCUGCAAGGCCUGAAGGUAAAGCAACUCCACGUGGGAGGCCUGCCCCCCAGCAGUAAGGAGGCGCUUCCUCAGGGUCUGGUCGGCUGUAUCCAGGGGGUCUGGCUCGGCACCACUCCAUCUGGGUCGCCGGCCCUGCUAGCCCCGAGCCACCGGGUGAAUGUGGAGCCUGGCUGCGUGGUGACCAACUCCUGUGCAUCUGGGCCCUGUCCAGCCCAUGCUGACUGCCAAGAUCUCUGGCAGACUUUCUCCUGCACCUGCCAGCCAGGUUACUAUGGCCCAGGUUGUGUGGAUGCCUGUCUCUUGAACCCCUGUCAGAACCAGGGGUCCUGCCGCCACCUCCCAGGAGCCCCCCACGGCUACACUUGUGACUGUCCCAGCGGUUAUUUUGGGCACCGCUGUGAGCACAGGAUGGACCAGCAGUGCCCACGAGGCUGGUGGGGGAGCCCAACCUGUGGCCCCUGCAAUUGUGACGUCCACAAAGGCUUUGACCCCAACUGCAAUAAGACAAAUGGGCAGUGUCACUGCAAGGACUUCUACUACCGGCCACGGGGCAGUGACUCAUGCCUUCCAUGUGACUGCUACCCAGUGGGCUCCACCUCGCGUUCCUGUGCACCCCACAGUGGGCAGUGUCCCUGUCGUCCAGGAGCCCUUGGCCGCCAGUGCAACAGCUGUGACAGCCCCUUCGCAGAGGUGACAGCCAGUGGCUGCCGGGUGCUCUACGAUGCCUGCCCCAAGUCCCUGAGGUCUGGCGUGUGGUGGCCGCAGACCAAGUUUGGCGCCUUGGCCACAGUGCCCUGUCCCCGGGGAGCCCUGGGUGCUGCUGUACGGCUCUGUGACGAGGACCGGGGUUGGCUGGAGCCUGACCUCUUCAACUGCACCUCUCCUGCCUUCCGAGAGCUCAGCCUGCUGCUGGAUGGCCUGGAGCUGAAUAAGACAGUCCUGGAUACCACGGAGGCCAAGAGGCUGGCUCAGCGACUCCGGGAGGUCACUGGCCAUGCUGAUCACUACUUUAGCCAAGAUGUCCAAGUCACUGCCCGCCUGCUGGCCUAUCUGCUGGCCUUCGAGAGCCAUCAGCAAGGUUUCGGACUGACAGCCACACAGGACGCUCACUUCAAUGAGAAUCUGCUAUGGGCUGGCUCUGCUCUGCUUGCUCCAGAGACUGAGGACCUGUGGGCAGCAUUGGGACAGCGGGCUCCCGGGGGCUCCCCAGGCAGCGCGGGGCUGGUGCAGCACCUGGAGGAGUAUGCGGCCACGCUCGCCAGGAACAUGGAACUCACAUACUUGAAUCCCGUGGGGCUGGUGACACCCAAUAUCAUGCUCAGCAUCGACCGCAUGGAGCACCCCAGUUCAAACCGAGGGGCCCGUCGCUACCCCCGCUACCACAGUAACCUUUUCCGGGGCCAGGACGCCUGGGAUCCUCACACCCAUGUGCUGCUGCCUUCCCAGGCUCCACGGCCAGCCCCAUCGGAAGUUCUGCCCACAGGCAGCAGCUCAGAAAACACCACCGCCCCGAGUGUGGGCUCCCCACCGGUGCCCCAGGAGCCCGAGACUGAGCCUGGGAUGUCCAUCGUCAUCCUCCUCGUGUACCGCACCUUGGGGGGACUGCUUCCUGCUCAGUUCCAGGCCGAGCGUCGGGGUGCCAGGCUCCCUGAAAACCCUGUGAUGAACUCACCGGUUGUCAGCGUGGCAGUGUUCCAUGGACGCAACUUCCUUAGUGGUGUCUUGGAGUCCCCCAUCAGCCUCGAGUUCCGCCUGCUACAGACAGCCAAUCGGAGCAAAGCCAUCUGCGUGCAGUGGGACCCCCCUGGCCCGGCAGAGCAGCAUGGUCUGUGGACAGCACGGGACUGUGAGCUGGUGCACAGGAACGGGUCCCACGCGCGGUGUCGCUGCAGCCGGACGGGUACCUUCGGGGUUCUCAUGGAUGCCUCCCCUCGUGAGCGCCUGGAGGGGGACCUGGAGCUACUGGCAGUGUUCACACACGUGGUCGUGGCAGUGUCUGUGGCUGCGCUGGUGCUGACUGCGGCUGUCCUGCUGAGCCUGCGUAGCCUCAAGUCCAAUGUGCGUGGGAUCCAUGCCAAUGUGGCGGCUGCCCUGGGCGUGGCAGAGCUCCUCUUCCUGCUGGGAGUCCACAGGACCCACAACCAGCUGGUGUGCACUGCAGUCGCCAUCCUCCUGCACUACUUCUUCCUCAGCGCCUUUGCAUGGCUCCUCGUGCAGGGCCUGCACCUCUACCGCAUGCAGGUGGAGCCGCGCAACGUGGACCACGGGGCCAUGCGCUUCUAUCAUGCCCUGGGCUGGGGUGUUCCUGCCGUGCUGCUGGGCCUUGCUGUCGGCCUAGACCCCGAGGGCUAUGGGAACCCUGACUUCUGCUGGAUCUCCAUGCAUGACCCGCUCAUCUGGAGCUUUGCAGGCCCUGUGGUCCUGGUCAUCGUGAUGAAUGGGACCCUGCUUCUCCUCACUGCUCACACCUCCUGCUCCACGGGGCAGCGGGAUGCCAAGAAGAGUUCUGUGCUCUCCUUCCUGCUGCUGCUGCUGGUCAGUGCCUCCUGGCUCUUUGGUCUCCUAGCAGUCAACCACAGCAUCCUGGCCUUCCACUACCUCCACGCUGCGCUCUCCGGGCUCCAGGGCCUGGCAGUGCUGCUGCUCUUCUGCAUUCUGAAUUCCGAUGCCCGGGCUGCCUGGACUCCAGCUUGUCUAGGCAGGAAGGCAGUGCCUGAGGAGGCGAGGCCAGCGCCAGGGACGGGCCCUGGGGCCUACAACAACACAGCCCUAUUUGAGGAGAGCGGCCUCAUCCGCAUCACGCUCGGAGCCUCCACUGUCUCCUCAGUGAGCAGUGCCCGCUCUGGCCGGACCCAGGAUCAAGACAGCCAGCGGGGACGCGGCUACCUCAGGGACAACGUCCUGGUUCGACACGGCUCGGCUGCUGACCACACUGAGCAUGGCGUCCAGGCUCAUGCCGGCCCCACAGACCUGGAUGUGGCCAUGUUCCACCGAGAUGCUGGUGCGGACUCUGACUCAGACAGCGACCUGUCCUUGGAAGAGGAGAGGAGUCUGUCCAUCCCAUCUUCGGAAAGUGAGGACAAUGGCCGUACUCGAGGGCGUUUCCAGCGGCCCCUCCGCCGGGCAGCCCAGAGUGAGAGGCUCCUCACCCACCCGAAAGAUAUGGAUGGCAAUGAUCUCUUGUCCUACUGGCCAGCCCUGGGGGAAUGUGAGGCAGCUCCCUGUGCCCUGCAGACCUGGGGCUCCGAGAGGCGCCUGGGCCUGGAUACCAGCAAGGAUGCCGCCAACAACAACCAACCAGACCUGGCCCUCACCAGCGGGGAUGAGACCUCCCUGGGCCGGGCACAGCGACAGAGGAAGGGCAUCCUGAAGAACCGCCUGCAGUACCCACUGGUGUCACAGGCCCGAGGUGCCCCUGAGCUGUCCUGGUGCCGCGCAGCCACAUUGGGCCACAGGGCCGUGCCAGCUGCCUCGUAUGGCCGCAUCUGUGCGGGCGGGGGUACUGGCAGCCUCUCGCAGCCGGCCAGUCGCUAUUCUUCCCGAGAACAGCUGGAUUUGCUCCUGCGGCGGCAGCUGAGCCGUGAGCAGCUUGAGGAAGCCCCUGUCCCAACUCUGUGCCCCCUGAGCCGGCCAGGCUCCCAGGAACACUUGGAUGCCAUGCCAGGCCGCCUGGAGCCCAGGGACCGGGGCAGCACUCUGCCGCGGAGACAGCCACCGCGGGACUACCCUGCCACCAUGGCUGGCUGCUUUGGCUCCCGGGAUGCACUGAACUUGGGGGCACCCCGCGAGUGGCUGAGCACGUUGCCUGCACCCCGCCGCACCCGGGACCUGGAUCCACAGCACCCGCCCAUGUCUCAGCCUCCGCAGAGGCAACUCUCAAGGGACCCCCUCUUGCCGUCGAGGCCCUUGGAUUCUGUGUCUAGGAGCUCGAACUCUCGUGAGAGGCUGGACGAGGUGCCCAACCGGCACCCCUCCCAAGAAGCCCUCGGGCCACCCCUGCAGCUGCUCAGGGCUAGGGAGGACCCCACCAGCGGCCCCAGCCAUGGCCCCUCCACAGAGCAGCUGGACAUCCUCUCCUCCAUCCUUGCCUCCUUCAACUCUUCUGCCCUCUCCUCCAUGCAGUCGUCCAGCACGCCCUCCGGCCCUCACACCACAGCCACACCUUCAGCCACAGCCUCGGCACUUGGGCCCUCCACUCCGCGCUCAGCCACCUCCCACAGCAUCUCAGAGCUGUCGCCAGAUGCUGAAGUUUCCAGAAGUGAGGGUCACUUGUGAGGGGCCCAUGGAGCGGAGGGCGACGGAGGACCUGGGCUGAAGAAGAGACUGCAGGAGUUGGGGCCAGUUCCAAGACAACCUGCUAGCCCCACCUCCCAGCUCCUUGCAUCUGUGAGCAUGGGUGUGGCAGGUGCAGGGGGGCACUGAAGGGAGGACUUAUCUACAUUUUGUAUGUUUGUAACCAGAGAGAUAUGCUUAUGUUAUUUUUCAGUCUGACUCCAGGGGUCUGAAGCUGGGCUAUGAGCAGGAGGGGAUGGGGGAUGUGCAGAGUUGGACCCUGCAUGGGUCCCUGGGCGACCCUGUGCUGUUUUUUCACAUCUCCCUGGGGUGGGCACAGAGAGGUGGGGCAGAGGCCCUCCUCCCACCCCAGGCCCUGGCUUGCUGUGGGGAGGGGUCCAAAGCGUCCAAAGCUCAGAACUGAUCUUUGCUUCUUCUCCAUUGCCCCCAAGGCCAAACCUCUGGGCAAAGGGCGGGGGAGGAGGGACUUGGUCUUGAAAACAGGGGUCCUCUGGCCUCCUUGUGGGCACCUGCUCCUGCCACCCCUGUCAGUGGACGUGCGUGCUCAUGACAUGGAGGCCUUGCCACUUACUGCCUUAUGAUCUAGGACUGAUGCUGGGGGGCGCCAUGUGGAGCAGCAGAGGUCCUGUUUACAAAGCCAGGCAUCCCUUGGUCCCCGGGGCUGGGAAAGGGGUGCAGUGGGGGAGGACUCAGGCCUCUGCUCAGAUGUCCUCACCCUGUAUGGGUUGGGGGUACUGGGGGAACUGGCCGGCCACUACCCCGUCCUGCAAAUGUCUGUGGUGCCAUUUGAUUUCUGCUCCCGGUCACUGCCCCCCGACCAGGUUGGGGUCGGGGGAACGGGAGGAGGGUGACCAAGGGAGCAGAAGCCAGGGCAUGCCAGACCCAGAAUGUAGGUGCCACUGCCUCCCGUGUUUACAGGAUCCUCUCUGGCCCCGGGCACCAGGGCUGUCUGCCACAAGUGACUCACUUCCCACCACUCCCUGCCUCCCUCCCUCCCUCCCUCCCUUCAAAAGGGAACUAUGACUGUUAGCAAAACUCUCCUUACUUUGUCUGAUGUCCUCCACUGAGGACUUUAAAAAUUUUGUUACUUUGUUUACAGGCUAUUUAAAUUUUAUUUAAUUUUUUACUACGUUUACAACUUGAAACUUGGAAACUUUUAUACUUUGUUUACAGUUGAGAAUGUUUUUUUCCUUGGUUUAGGGGAAGGUAGGGACAGAGGAAGAGGGACACCAAGGCCCCCCAGCGCUGGGAGACCUUGGGCCUGGUCACCCCCCAAUGGCCUUCCAGGACAGAGCCCCACCCCGAGUCAGAAGGCCCAAGAGUCAGUAUCCUCUCAGCGCUGGUGACAGUGGCUGUUGAGCCGGGUGUGUGGUGGUGCAGACACCUGCCUACUCCCAACGCAGGCUCUCCAGGCAGUUUCCAAGGAGAGAUUAGAAUUUCCUUCACUGACUGGUGCCAAAUCCCACCAGCCAGGACCCCAGCCUCCCUCCCCACACUGCCCACAGCCCUCGGCAGGCAGCGCGGCCUGCUGAGGGAAAGAAGGCGUCCUUGCUUGUCCUAGGUUCUGUAGAUGCCCUCUUGGAGGGGUAUGCCUCCCUCCAGCCCAGCGGCGGCCUCCUUCCCCCCAUCUGUGUAAAUUGUUCCAUGAAGCCGCGCUCUGUUUUGGGAAUAAACUUAUAUAGAAAACAGCUGCCGCCUCUUCUAUCAGGAAGGGAGGGAGGGCGGGACUCGCCAUGAGUGACUUAGGCCUCAUUGACCUUUGCAGGGAAGCCCAGUCCUUUCCCCACCCGAGAAUAUCCAGCUAUUCUUAGCUCAUGGCCUGGGCGGAGGAC
Ochotona princeps (American pika) is the source of this 12308-nucleotide messenger RNA. RefSeq names its product cadherin EGF LAG seven-pass G-type receptor 3 (gene CELSR3). The record is from RefSeq and is a predicted model, not a curated record. NCBI's taxonomy places the organism in Eukaryota, Metazoa, Chordata, Mammalia, Lagomorpha, Ochotonidae. Gene Ontology annotation, cellular component: plasma membrane. The transcript is spliced from 35 exons. Gene Ontology annotation, biological process: homophilic cell-cell adhesion; G protein-coupled receptor signaling pathway; cell surface receptor signaling pathway. Bases 190 to 10458 code for a protein of 3422 amino acids. Gene Ontology annotation, molecular function: calcium ion binding; G protein-coupled receptor activity.